AUGUCGAGGGUCGGUGUAUUAGUCCUAGGGCCCGCUGGGGCAGGUAAGAGUACGUUUUGCAAUGAAAUGAUCUCACAUAUGCAAACGGUCGGUCGCCGAGCACACAUAGUGAACCUGGAUCCCGCUGCGGAGCCGAGCAAAUAUGAGUUCACAGUCGACAUAAGAGACCUAAUUUCUUUGGACGAAGUCAUGGAGGAGCUAGAUUUGGGACCUAACGGGGCUCUGAUAUAUUGUUUUGAGUACUUGCUGAAUAAUUUAGACUGGUUUGACGAGGAGAUUGGCGACUAUAACGACGAAUACUUGAUAUUUGAUUGCCCUGGACAAAUAGAGCUUUACACACAUAUCCCUGUUUUGCCUACUAUUGUUCGCCAUCUGCAAAGUCAGUUGAAUUUCAGUCUGUGUGCUACGUACCUGAUGGAGGCUCCGUUCAUUGUGGAUAGCUCUAAAUUCUUUAGUGGCUCACUGUGUGCGAUGUCUGCGAUGAUUUUACUGGAGCUCCCACAUAUAAAUGUUCUCAGCAAGAUUGACAUGAUUAAAGACAACUACAGCCGCAAGAGGCUGAAAAGAUUCCUGAACCCUGACCCAUUACUGCUAGUGGACCAGAACGACAAAGAGAUGAACCCUAAGUUCCACCGUCUCAAUCAAUGCAUAGCUAACCUUGUGGACGACUUUGGUAUGGUCCAGUUUUUGCCACUUGAGGCCAAGAAUCCCGACAGCGUGUCGACCAUCCUAUCAUACAUUGACGACGUUACGCAGUGGGCCGAAGCGCAGGAGCAAAAGGAACCCAAUGACCAAAUAGAUAUUGAGGAGCUCUAA
Torulaspora globosa is the source of this 816-nucleotide messenger RNA. It is a transcript of the gene GPN3, whose product is annotated as putative signal sequence-binding GTPase GPN3. Gene Ontology annotation, molecular function: GTPase activity. Bases 1 to 816 code for a protein of 271 amino acids. NCBI's taxonomy places the organism in Eukaryota, Fungi, Ascomycota, Saccharomycetes, Saccharomycetales, Saccharomycetaceae. The record is from RefSeq and is a predicted model, not a curated record. The transcript has a single exon.